Lineus longissimus is the source of this 3597-nucleotide messenger RNA. RefSeq names its product peptidyl-prolyl cis-trans isomerase-like 4. The record is from RefSeq and is a predicted model, not a curated record. Lineage: Eukaryota; Metazoa; Nemertea; Pilidiophora; Heteronemertea; Lineidae. Bases 97 to 1677 code for a protein of 526 amino acids. Gene Ontology annotation, biological process: protein peptidyl-prolyl isomerization. Gene Ontology annotation, molecular function: RNA binding; peptidyl-prolyl cis-trans isomerase activity. Gene Ontology annotation, cellular component: nucleus. The transcript has 13 exons.
CUGACUUGGCGUGAACAUGUGGAAAUUGAAUCUGAAAUUUUUGUCGAGAAGAUAACCGAAAUUAGUCCUCGUUUUCUUGUGAAUAUAAAGAACAUCAUGGCUGUCAUUUUAGAAACUUCCCUAGGUGACAUAACUGUCGACAUGUACAGUGAUGAAAGACCAAGAUGUUGCCUCAAUUUUUUGAAACUUUGUAAGAUCAAGUAUUACAAUUUCUGUCUCUUCCACUCGGUCCAGCAUAAUCUUGUUGCCCAGACAGGAGACCCGACAGGCACUGGUCGUGGUGGUGCCUCAAUGUUUGAGAAGCUGUAUGGAGACCAGGCACGCUACUUUGAAAUGGAAACAAAACCCCGCAUCAAGCACAAGAAGCGAGGGUUGAUCUCCAUGGUGAACAACGGACAUGAUAUGCAUGGAUCACAGUUCUUCGUUACCCUCGGUGACGACCUUGACUACCUCGAUGGUGUCCAUACUGUGUUUGGAGAGGUUGCUGAGGGCUUUGAUGUCUUGGAUCAAAUCAAUGAAGCCAUUGUGGACAAGGAGAACCAUCAGCCCUAUAUAGACAUAAGGAUCUACCAUACUGUUAUUCUUGACGACCCGUUUGAUGACCCAGAUGAUCUCAUCGUACCAGACAGGUCUCCUCAACUCACCAAGGAGCAACUGGAAAGUGGUAGAAUAGGAGUAGACGAAGAAAUAGACGACACAAAGGGAAAAACAGUGGAAGAAAUUGAGGAGGCAGAAAAAGAGAAGGAGGCCAAGGCUAAUGCACAGUUCUUGGAAAUCAUUGGUGAUCUGCCAACAGUUGAUGUCCAAGCCCCAGACACAGUAUUAUUCGUGUGUAAACUGAACCCGGUCACCACUGAUGAAGAUCUGGAAAUCAUUUUCUCAAGGUUUGGCAAAAUUCUCAGUUGUGAAGUGAUUAAGGAUCAAAAGUCGGGGGAAUCUCUACAAUAUGGAUUUAUAGAGUUUGAGAAGCCGAGUGAGUGUGAGAAUGCCUACUUCAAGAUGGAUAAUGUGCUCAUAGAUGAUCGGCGUAUUCAUGUUGACUUCAGUCAGUCUGUGGCCAAGGUCAAAUGGAAAGGGAAAGGGAAAGGUGUGGAGCAUCCCAACGAGCAGAAAGAGUACAAGCGUCCAGAGUAUGCUGUUAAGGACAAGUCACACCGGGGAGAAAACUAUGACCUUGUGUUUGAACCACGGGAAGAAAGUGACUCGUUGAAAGGAAACAAGAAGAAGAAGAAGAAGCAUAAGCACAAAGGCAGUCGAAGUCGUAGCAGCAGCAAAGAGAAACAUAAGAAAAAGAGCAAGCAUUCCAAGAAGUCUUCUUCAAGGUCAAACAGUCCACCUAAAGGAUCAAAGAGGUCAAGUAUAAUUAGUCCUAAGAGGUUAAAGAGGUCCAUAUCAAGAAGUCCCACGAGGCUUGAAAAAUCUAAACGUGUGCGUUCUCGCAGUCCGUUGGAAAGGUCGCCGAGUCCAUCCAGCAAAGAGAGGCGAAAGGAAAAGCACUGGCGGCACGAUCGCUCCAGGUCACGAGAAAGGGACAGUUAUGAGAAAAAAGAUAAAUAUCGGGAUAAGCGGGAGCAAUCACGAGAUCAUGAGAGAUCGCGGGAGUGGGAUUAUGAGAGAUCGCGGGAUUCUGAUCGACCUCAAGUGAAAGAUAAGAGGCGGGAACGAGACAGCAGAUAACUAGGGUUGGAGAGAACGAGUUUUAUUCCUACAGUUCUCCAUCUGAAGCACCCCAAAUAUCAUGGUUAUGUAGUAGUGGUGUCGAUAGCGUGACCACCAUAGGUCAUGAACGGUGGGUCAAUUUCUCAUUAUUAAUGUCAAUACUGAACAUGUAAGAAAACAUUUUGCAUUCAUUUUCAUCACUUUUUACCUGUUAUAUUUUCACAUUUUUGGCUCACCGUAAGGGGAGUCUAUACGAUAGCGCUGUGUCCGUCGGCGGCGGCGUCCUCGUUGUCGUCGUCGUCGUCGUCGUCCGUCGUAUCCUGUUUCAGAAACAGUGGCACGUUUCUUAACCGCUAGAGCUAUGAACUUGAAACUUUGUACACAGCACCCCCUAGGUCAGGUGACCUCUGACACUGAAUUUCGGUCCGAUCUGAUUUUCAACUUGGCCACCAGGGGGCCAAAUGUCGAUAUCUAAAAAGUGUGAUAUCUCGCUUAUUAGUGACUUGUUUUCGAUGAAACUUUUGUUGUAGGUACUCAUAGCAAAUAUACAUCUUAUAUCAUACGGGUUUUUAAUUUGACCUACUUUUCAAGGUCACAAAGGUCAUAUGGCGUAAAUUGGCUGUUAGAGUGUUAACUAUGGCACGUUUCUUAACCACUAAAGCUAUGAACUUGAAACUUGGUACAGAUAGCCCCCUAUAUCACAUAGCCUCUGGUGCUGAAUUUCAGUUUGAUCUGAUUUUCAACUUUGCCACCAGGGGGCCAAAAGUGGAAAUCUAAAAAGUGUGAUAUCUCGCUUAUAAGUGACUUGUUUUCGAUAAAAUUUUUAUGGUAGGUACUCUUCGGAAGAAUACAUCACAUAUCUUACGGGUUUUCAAUUUGACCUACUUUUCAAGGUCACAGAGGUCAUAUGGCGUAAAUUGGCCGUGAGAGUGUAAACUAUGGCAUGUUUCUUAACCAGUAAAGCUAUGAACUUGAAACUUGGUGCAUAUAACCCCCUACAUCAGAUAACCUCUGAUGCCGAAUUUUGGCCCGAUCUGAUUCUUUAUUCGGCCACCAGGGGUCCAUAAUGGAAAAAGUAAGAAGUGCAAUAUCUUGCUUAUUUUUAGUGAUUCGUUUUCAAUAACAUUUUCAUGGUAGGUUCUCCUAGCAAAGAAGCAUCACAUAUCAUAUGAGUUUUUGAUCUGACCUGCUUUUCAAGGUCACAGAGGUCAAAUGGCGUAAAUUGGUCGUUUGAUUGUUACUAUGGCACGUUUCUUAACCACUAAAGCUUUGAACUUGAAAUUUGAUACACAUGACUCCCUACGUCAUGUAACCUCGGACACCGAAUUUCGAUCUGAUCUGGUACUCGGCUCGGCCACCAGGAGGCCAAAACAAAAAUAGGUAAAACGUGCAACAUCUCGUUUAUUAUGCUACGUUCACACCUAAUGCGUAUUUAAACCGAAUUCCGUAGUGCGCACUCCGGAAUUCGGACUAGUUAGUGCGGGAUAAAAAUGAUGAGUUCACACUGGGUUAAUUCGAAUCUCAAUCCGCACUAACUGCAUUCAGACACAAUCCGGACUAGAUCGCGGCCAUCGCCAUCAUGUUGUUCAGCCCCGGGCCGAUCAAACAUUAGAGAACUUUCGCCACGCCGUCCGAGAUCCGAUCCGCCGAGAACGGAUCUCGUUCUCGAUCCCGUUCCCGGAAAGUACGUUGCGCGCAUUCGCCACGCCGUUCCGAGGACGGGUAUUUUUUUACGUCACCUGCAGCUCGUUGCUAUGGUGAUUCUGUCAAAAUGGCGGCUGAUCUCAGACGGCUAGGAAAUUUUGCUUUCGAAGAUGACGAAUUGAUGCAGGUUAUGCAUGAACAUUUAUUUUUUGCUGACGCCCAAGAUAAGGAGAGCACGUUUAAUCCCAACUGGCCAAGAUUCGACUUGAAUCGACUGACUGACGCACAAAGCAA